AGUCGUAGAGGAAGCCAGGAGCUGUGAGCUUCCGUUUUCCGCUCGGCUCCCACCCCGCUCCGCCAUCAUCCAGCCCUGAACAAUAAAGAGGAUUAAAAUAAAACCAGGAAAACAAUUAUGGGACCGCUGGUGUCUGACAGCAGCCUCAAACUAAGCCAGUGACACCGUCUAUAAUGAUUAAAUAUGAUGGAAAAUGAGAGCGGCGGGGUUUCGGGGUCUGCUGCUGAGCGGUACAGCCGUUUUUUCAUUGACAAUCAGCUGAUGAUGUUCCUCUGGCGCUGAGUGAGACUCCUGAGUCUUAGUUUAAAACAUUACGACUUGCCAUUUUCUCUGGACAUUGAGCGUUAAGUAUAUGGCUUGAUGUUCAAAUGAAGAUUGUUUGUGUUGACUGAAGAAAGGAGCAGCAUUUUUUCCUCGUCAGGCCGGACACUGAGCUAGCUUUAGCUUUAGCUUUAGCUAGCUCCAGCGGAGACACCACGGCGCUGGCCAUGCCAUCGAGUGUGCGGGCCGGGAGUCUGAAGGACCCGGAGGUGGCUGAGCUCUUCUUCAGGGAAGAUCCAGAGAAACUCUUCACAGACCUCCGCGAGAUUGGCCAUGGCAGCUUUGGGGCCGUCUACUUUGCCCAUGACAUCCGCACCAAUGAAGUGGUGGCCAUUAAGAAGAUGUCGUACAGUGGCAAGCAGUCAAACGAGAAGUGGCAGGAUAUCAUCAAAGAAGUGAAGUUCCUUCAGAAGCUGCGGCACCCCAACACUGUGGAGUACAAAGGCUGCUACUUGCGAGAGCACACAGCAUGGCUGGUGAUGGAGUAUUGUUUGGGUUCAGCCUCAGAUCUGAUAGAAGUGCACAAGAAGCCAUUACAGGAAGUAGAGAUUGCAGCGAUCAUUCAUGGUGCUCUGCAGGGACUGGUGUACCUCCACUCCCACAACAUGAUUCACAGAGAUGUGAAGGCUGGAAAUAUCUUGCUGACGGAGCCAGGGCAGGUGAAAUUGGGAGAUUUUGGCUCUGCUUCCAUCGUGGCACCUGCCAAUUCCUUUGUAGGCACGCCCUACUGGAUGGCUCCUGAGGUGAUCCUGGCCAUGGAUGAGGGCCAGUAUGAUGGGAAAGUGGAUGUGUGGUCACUCGGCAUCACAUGUAUAGAGCUGGCGGAGAGAAAGCCUCCCUUAUUUAACAUGAAUGCUAUGAGUGCCUUAUACCACAUCGCUCAGAAUGAAAGCCCAGUCCUGCAGUCUAAUCACUGGUCGGAUUAUUUCCGAAAUUUUGUGGACUCCUGUCUACAGAAGAUUGCCCAGGACAGACCUACCUCUGACGUGCUGCUCAAGCAUCAUUUCCUGUGUCGUGAACGUCCUCUAACUGUGGUGAUGGAUUUGAUUGCGCGCACUAAAGAUGCUGUGCGAGAGCUGGACAACCUACAGUACCGCAAAAUGAAGAAGAUACUCUUCCAGGAAACGCACAAUGGACCUGCUGCAGAAGGCACUGAGGAGGAGGAGGAUGUGGAGCAGUAUAUGCUGCGCACAGGCACGGUGAACAGCAUGGAGAGCUCACACUCACUGCCCUCCAUGUCGAUCAGCGCCAGCUCCCAGAGUUCUUCAGUGAACAGCCUAGCUGAUGGCUCGGAUGACAGCGGUGAGAUGGCCAUGAUGCAGGAGGGAGAACACACGGUCACCUCCAACAGCUCCGUAUUGCACAAACCACUGAGCCAUGAUAAUAUCUAUGACGAGCCCUACCAGCCCGAGGUGGACUCACAGCAGCAGGGUCCGUCUGGAGGAGGAGGAGGUGGAGGGGGAAGGCGUCGUCGAGGCCGUGAUCACUUUGCCACCAUCCGCACGGCCUCACUGGUGACACGUCAGAUCCAGGAGCAUGAGCAGGGUUCAGCACUCAGAGAGCAGAUGACUGGCUACAAGCGUAUGCGCCGACAGCACCAGAAGCAGCUGAUGGCCCUGGAGAACAAGCUGAAGGCUGAGAUGGAUGAACACCAGCUGCGGCUGGACAAAGAGCUUGAGACACAGAGGAACAACUUCAGCAGUGAGAGCGAUAAGUUGAGCAAGAAGAACCAGGCCAUCCUGGAGAAAGAGAGUAAGAGUGCUGCAACUGAGGAAAAGAAGUUCCAACAGCACAUCUUGACUCAGCAGAAGAAAGAGCUUACCACUCUGCUUGAGUCUCAGAAACGCCAGUAUCGACAACGUAAAGAGCAGCUCAAGGAGGAGCUGAAUGAGAACCAAUCCACACCAAAGCGGGAGAAGCAGGAGUGGCUGGUGCAGCAGAAGGAGUGUCUGCAGCAGCACCAGGCUGAGGAAGAGGCAGGCUUGCUGAGACGCCAGAGGCAGUAUUAUGAGCUACAGUGCCGCCAGUACAAGAGGAAGAUGCUGCUGGCCCGACACAACCUGGAGCAGGACCUCCUCAGAGAGGACCUGAAUAAGAAACAGACACUGAAGGACCUGGAGUGUGCAAUGCUGCUGCGGCACCAUGAGUCCACACAAGAGCUAGAGCUGCGUCAGCUGGGUCUGGUGCAGAGAACUCGGGCAGAGCUGAUACGCACACAGCACCAGAGUGAACUCACCAACCAGCUCGAAUACAACAAGCGGCGUGAACAGGAGUUGCGCCAGAAACAUGCUGUCGAAGUCCGUCAGCAGCCAAAGAGCCUAAGAGUGAGUGAGCGUGACAGCACAGAGAGCAGUGGAGAGGGUCCUGACGGACAUGGGGAAGGGAUUGAGAGUUCAUGCAGUGGGCUGGUAAAGGAAAGGGCAGAAGAGGUUUUUGAGGGAGUAGAGAGGGAAGAGGAUGGGAGCAUGUUCUGUGGGGCGCACACUCCACCUGUGGAAAAGAGUGCACAGGAGGCAGAGAGUGUAAAAGUUGAUGAAACUGAGAAAAGAGGGGGUGAUGAAGGAAGCUAUUUGCAGCCUUUAGAUGAGCAUGGCAGAGAGAAAGAGGCUGAUGGAGAGACAGAAGAGGAGGUUAUGCUAUUUGAACAUGCCAAAGAAGAAAACAUAGAUGAGCAGAAGGAGAAGUGCCAUGAUUUGGGGGGAGAGAAUAAAGAAUGGCAGUUGGAGGAGAGAGUGGAAGACAAAGGUUUAGGGGAUCAAAGACUAGUAGAAGGGCUGCAGUGGGAUAAGGAGGAGGAUGCAAGCAGUGAGACGGAGGUAGAGACUGAGGAAGAGGGAGAAGAGGGUAGAGGCGUGGCUGAUGGCUGUCCAUCAGAGCUUAUCCCUUCCUCUUCUCUUGAAAUCCCUCAACGAGAUGAGCUCUCUGAAUUCUACUUCCCUGACACUCUAGAUGAACUGGAACCUCCUCCUAUUUGCCCUCCUCCCAGCACCCCCAGUUCUCAACCAUCCAUCCCUUCACUCUUUUCUCACACCAUAUGUCUUGUCCUCUCCCUCUCUGCAGCAGCCAAACCAUCCUUCCCAACCCUCCUCUUCCUCUCUAUCUUCCUUCUCUCCCUUCGCCGCUCUCCUCCUCUUCCCUCCCUUGCAUCCCUGGUUCUUUCAGCUGAGCUAGCCUUCUUGGCUCUCUUUUUCUCUUACCUAUUCCUUCGCUCACUCUGGUCACUCUCUCUUUCUGCAUUUUUCUCACUCGUGCUCUGGGCAUCGGGGCUGUUCAGUAUGGGCCUGGCACUGAGUCUGGGCCUCUAUUACGUUCCUUUGGCCCUGAUCUCGGCUUUCUUCCUCAGCUCGCCCUCACUCUUCCUUUCUCUCUACUUGGUGUUGGUGCUGGUGGUGCGUCCAGCGCGCGUCUUCCUCCAGAAUGCACCCCGAAAGCUUGCCCGAUUCUGGGUGCGUCUGCUUUUCCGUCUACCAAAGCCACUGUUCACUCUGUGCCAGUCACUCACGGGUGGCAUGGCUGAGCGCAGCCUCUUUGAUAUGUUUCCCAAAGCAGGACGUAAUUGUGGUGGAAGGCACUCCCGCAUACCUGUUCCUGCCCGGACCCUACGUACCGAGUUCCAGGCUAAGCAUGAGUCUUGGGUUUACGUUUGGGUCAAACGCUUUGCUCGGCGUCCCUUGGGCGUUUUAGCAGAUCUGGCUAAUUCGCUAGUGCUGCGUUUAGCAAACCGAAUACUUAAAGAGCUUCCUCCACAUUACCUGUGUAGAUUGAGGGCUUUAGGGCUUUUAAGGGAAGAGAAACCGAGCAGGCUGCCCCGACUCCUACCACGUGAAGUGAGGGAACAGAAGCGCAGGAUGAGGGAGAGGAGAGAGAGGGAGCGACGAAGAAGGGAGCGGGAGAUGAUGCACAGAGAGGAAGGGAGGUGGGAGAGUGGGCUGAGGAGGACAUCCUCAGGAAGGAGCAUGAGGGGGAAGAUUGUGCCGUGGAGGUAGAUAGAAAACAUGGCAAUUGCAUUACCAGGAGAGUGAACAAAGGAAUUGCCAAAGUAUUUGCUGUCUGUGUGAGUGACUGAUCAUUCAUGCUGUGCAUUCUUAUGUAUUUUUCCAUACAUUUUGCACGCUCAGAUUGAGCCUCAUAUGUUUACUGGCUUUAAAUCACCCCAUUACAUCCUGUCUGUCCAACUCCCAUAUUCACUAUCCAUCAAUCAGUGAAUAUAAAGUAUUAAUCAAGAUUGUGCUUUUUGUAAAAGUUUUACUGUCUUAAUUUUAAUCAUUGAAUUUUUUGUUCUUAAUUACUAAGAAGUAUGUCUUAUGGUUAUUAUUUCAUGACCAUGUUUGUGCAAUUUUUUUUUCACCCUUCCCUUUUGUGUUGGUGUGCUUGUGAAGGAUUUCAGAAAAGUUGCUAGCAUUACAGCUUAUUUCAAAAGGGCAGUCAGAGACUGAUGCUAUAGGCCUAAUUCUGAAGCCAUAGCUACAAUUAUUAAGAUGCAGAUGUCACUGUAGCACCCACUGUGAAAACUGUACUGUUAUUUAACAUUUUUACACUAUGGAGCACUCCCCUCAAUUUCCCUAACCCCCACUAGCCCAACCCUGGGGAAAAAACAAAACAAACAAACAAAAAACACUAUGAAUUUUGAUAGUAAAUUACUUGCAUGCUCUGGGAGAUCACUGUAUUCCCAUUUUGAUUGCUGUAAUAAUGACAGCUGCCUUGGUGUUAUAAUGAUAUGUUUUAGGCCUUACUUUAAAACAAUUCGCUUUGUUUUGUUUUUGUCAUUUGGCCUUUCUCUUCUCAAGAGUAACGGGUUCAAGUGAGUUUUGAAUGCAGCUUGUAAAGAAAUUGCAGUUGCAUGUUUGCCUCAGAACAUAAUGAAGCUAAAAAAAAGUCUGAACCAUUAGUCCAACCAUUAUUUUAAAGCCCAAUAAGCACAGAUCUGAGAGAAAUGUUCCAUGUCUCUAAGGCUACAUUUAUACCUAUAUGAGAAAAUGCCUUCAGGUUGAUUUGAGUACUGGGCUAAAUAGGGCUAAAAAGACGAUGAUCUUAAUAAUAGUGUUGUGUUUUAUUGGGAAUAAGUUUAAUUAUUUACUAUGUAUUGUGAUAGACUGGUGUCUCAGCCAGGGUGUAUUCCCACCUCACACCCAGGAUAGGCUCCAGAUUCACUGCAACCCUGACCAGGAUAAACGGUUACUGAAGAUGACUGAAUGAAUGAAUGAUUUACCAUGUAAACAUUUUAGUCAUAUACUUUUAUAUGAAGACAACAUAUUUACUGUUGGACAGCAAAUAUUCUACUUAUAUCAAAUUAUUUCAUAAUUUGCUUAGCUGUUUUUGUAGUUGCUAAGGCUACUUUCCUAAGGCUAAGCCAUUAUGGCAGCUCUGUGGGGUGUGCCGAUGAUCCAAAAUCAUACCAAAGAUCUCUAAAGCCAUAAAAUCCAUGAAAAAAACAAGACGCUUUAUUACUUAUUACUUACUAUCUUGCACUGUUCUAAUCUUAAAUGGUCUCAAUAUUGAUUAAAACUUGAAAAAAGCAUUUUAUUUAUUUAAAAAAGAUGGAAUGACCCAACAUAUUAGUACAAGAGUAGAUGCAAACCAAGGUUUGUUUUAUUUAAACAAAUUUUAAAUGAUAUGAGCUACAUAGAAGCAAAUUUGACCAAAUGUGAACCAGUAACAAAACACAGUUGUAGUUCAGCCAUAACAGUUGUUUUUGAAUGUAAUUUUUUGUGAACAUUUCAUCUUUGUUUACACAUUUUCUGUGUCUAUUCUUUGAAUCAGCAAUUAUUUAAAUAAUAUAUUUGUGCUUUUUUUUUUUUUAACCUUUAGUCAAGCACCUUGUGUUUCAAGGCCAUUCUGUGUGCAUUUCAUCCUCACUGUGUGAAUGAAUGGAUGUUCACUGUAUUUAAAUAUAAACAGUUAUUUUCUUAUGUCUUUAUGUCAAAUAAAUUUUUUUCUGUUGAAA
This is a messenger RNA of Pangasianodon hypophthalmus (striped catfish), 6265 nucleotides long. It is a transcript of the gene taok2b, whose product is annotated as TAO kinase 2b. Bases 489 to 4307 code for a protein of 1272 amino acids. The record is from RefSeq and is a predicted model, not a curated record. Lineage: Eukaryota; Metazoa; Chordata; Actinopteri; Siluriformes; Pangasiidae. The transcript has 16 exons. Gene Ontology annotation, biological process: protein phosphorylation. Gene Ontology annotation, molecular function: ATP binding; protein kinase activity.